Molecule: messenger RNA, 7205 nt
Organism: Meriones unguiculatus (Mongolian gerbil)
Lineage: Eukaryota; Metazoa; Chordata; Mammalia; Rodentia; Muridae
Gene: Dpy19l3
Product: dpy-19 like C-mannosyltransferase 3
Exons: 19
Coding region: 244-2394 (716 amino acids)
Cellular component (GO): nuclear inner membrane
Molecular function (GO): mannosyltransferase activity
Source: RefSeq, a predicted model, not a curated record
CCUCCCUGGCGCGCCCCUUCCCGGGGCUGCAGACGCCCCCCAGGCCCAGCCUCGCGCCGCGCCGCACGGAGCCGGCGGCCGCUGGCUCCUCCGGGUCCGCCAGCUCGCUGUCGCCCGUGGUGUGGGCGCGUCCCCGGGGCCCGGGUGCUCGGCGUGCUUCCUUGCCAACCCCGAGCCGCCCGCGAGGGACUGCUGAGGCCGCAGGCGUGGUUGGAAGAACGAUACGAAUGAGUCUUUGACAUCAUGAUGUACAUCCGGCAAAGAAAAGAGACAAAAACCAUCGAAGUUUCUGAGGAUUUUCCAUUACCAAAAGAAGAUGUGAAGUUGGAAAAGAAAUUGCCAUCUGGCCGAGCCUCUGGAAGGUUCUGGAAGCUUCUGUCCUCCGCAGUCGGUGGAGCUGUGGCCCUUUGCAUUGGGCUCCUUACGUCUGUUUACCUGGCCACCCUGCAUGAGAAUGACUUGUGGUUUUCCAAUAUUAAGGAAGUAGAGCGAGAAAUCUCAUUCAGGACGGAAUGUGGACUGUACUAUUCUUACUACAAGCAGAUGCUGCAGGCUCCGACCCUCCGACAAGGUUUUCAUGGCUUAAUCUAUGACAAUAAAACUGAAUCCAUGAGGACUAUUAACCUCCUUCAACGAAUGAAUAUUUACCAAGAAGUCUUUCUCAGCGUUUUAUAUAGAGUCCUCCCCAUACAGAAAUACCUAGAACCUGUUUAUUUUUAUAUCUACACUCUUUUCGGGCUCCAAGCAGUCUACGUCACGGCCCUUUACACAACCAGCUGGCUCCUCAGUGGCACCUGGCUGUCAGGACUGCUGGCUGCCAUCUGGUACGUCACUAACAGGAUAGACACCACGAGGGUCGAGUUCACCAUCCCGCUGAGGGAGAACUGGGCUCUGCCGUUCUUUGCCAUUCAGAUUGCGGCAAUUACCUACUUCCUGAGGCCAAAUUUACAGACCCUUUCUGAAAGGCUGACACUCUUUGCCAUUUUCGUGUCAACUUUUCUCUUUAGCCUGACAUGGCAGUUUAAUCAGUUCAUGCUGCUGCUGCAGGCGCUGGUGCUGUUCAUCCUGGACUCCUUGGACAUGCUGCCAGCCGUGAAGGCCACCUGGCUAUAUGGCAUACAGAUAAGCUGCUUGCUCCUUGUCUGCACACUUCAGUUUUUUAACUCCAUGAUUCUGGGAUCAUUGCUCAUCAGUUUUAAUCUUUCGGUGUUAAUUGUAAGAAAACUUCAGAAAAACCUAAAAACCGGGACGUUCCUGGCGAGGAUUGGGAAACUGUUGUUGCAUUUACUUCUAGUUUUCUGUUUGACACUUUUUCUCAACAACAUUAUUAAGAAAAUCCUUAACCUGAAGUCAGACGAACACAUCUUUAAAUUUCUGAAGGCCAAAUUUGGGUUUGGAGCAACAAGGGAUUUCGACGCAAAUCUCUAUCUGUGUGAAGAAGCCUUUGGCCUCCUGCCUCUCAACACCUUCCAAAGGCUCUCGGAGACACUGCUGUUUUACGCGUACGUGUUCGUCUUGUUGGUCACGGUGAUCACUGCGUCAGUUGUCGCCUUUCACAAUCUCAGUGAGUCCUCGAAUCCGCAGUGCACUGGUCAGACAAGAACGCGUGCAGUUGACCUGAAGCCAGAGGCCGCGUACAACUUGACCCACACCAUUCUGUUCGGCGUCUUGGCCUUGAGUACGAUGAGGAUGAAGUACCUGUGGACCUCGCAUAUGUGCGUGUUCGCGUCCUUCGGCCUGUGCAGCUCUGAGAUCUGGGAACUGCUCCUGAGGCUGCUUCACCUCUGCAACCCAAAGAGGAUCUGGGUCGUGCGGUACUCGGUGCCGGUACUCACGCUGCUGUACCUGUGCUGUAAGUCCUGGCCAGGAAUGAUGGAUGAACUCUCCGAGUUGAAAGAAUUCUAUGACCCAGAUACAGUGGAACUGAUGAACUGGAUUAACUCUAACACACCAAGAAAGGCUGUGUUUGCUGGAAGCAUGCAGUUGCUGGCUGGAGUCAAGCUGUGCACAGGACGGACCCUAACCAACCACCCACACUAUGAAGACAAAAGCCUGCGAGAGCGGACCCAAGCGGUUUAUCAGAUAUAUGCGAAGAGGUCCCCAGAGGACGUGCACGCACUCCUGAGGUCCUUCGGUGCUGACUUUGUGAUCCUGGAAGACAGCAUCUGCUAUGAACGCCGGCACCACAGGGGCUGCCGGCUUCGAGAUUUGCUGGAUGUCGCCAAUGGACACGAGAUGGAUGGGCCGGGAGAGAGUGACCCUGACUUGAGACCUGCAGAACAUCCUCGCUUCUGUGAGGAGAUCAAAAGGAACCUGCCUUCCUACACAGCCCACUUCACUAGAGUAUUCCAGAACAAGACGUUCCACGUCUACAAACUGUCCAGAAACAAGUAACCAGGUCCAUUCUUAAAACCACCGUGCGUCUACAGCUGACAGAGUUGGCAUCCGGGAGUCAGCAGUGGGCUUGGCAUGCUGGGCUUGCAGACAGCCUGCAGACAAGCCCCGCCAUCGUCCUAAGCCCUUCCGCCAAGGCCAGUCUUUUCCAGCCUGGCUGUCUUUUCCGUGAGUGUUCCUAGCCUAACAGGUGCACCUGCCCAAGGCUGGCUGGGGAUUUUGCCAUUGAGGGAAUCACGUGUGACCCUCUGGCGGCCUGGAAAAUGAGAGCCUGUUUAAGAUCUGAAAUGCUUGUGAUUUUCAGUGAAGCUGAGCCAGUUGUGAGUGAGUGUAGUUGACAGGCUGCACAACUCAGUUACUGGCAUCUCCUCGCCUGAGACCGUCGGUGGCUUUCUAAAAGCUUACUGUCCUGUCUUGUUAAAAGUUUAUAACAUUUUCCAAUUUACCAUGCUUUUCACACGAGUGAAGAAACAAAUUAUGUUAGGUCUUUGAAUCGUAACUGUUCCAUUUGUGCUCUGAAAUGUCACAUGUUCAGUGUGUCUGCAGACUUAGAGUGUGUGUUUUAAUUCUUGGCACAGCAAUCAGGGUGCUACCAGGCCAGUCAUGGUGACACACUCCUUUAAUCCUAGCACUCAGAGGCAGGGGCAGACGAAUCUCUUGAGAGUUCAAGGCUAGCCUGGUCUAUAUCGUGAGUUCCAGGCCAGCCAUGGCUGUGUAAAGAGACGCUGCGUCAAAGCAGCAAAUGUCACAGGGCUUAUACCAGAAGUCUGCGUGGGGAAUCUAGCCAUGCUUUUUGAUCUCUCUUGCAAGUAAAAUAGUUUUGCUUUGUUUCCUACUCAUUUCAACUUACUGGAUUUGCAAAACUUUGUAAACUUUUGUGUUUUUAGCGUUUGUAAUUUUUUCAUAGCCUAGAAACUUAUAGUCUAAGGUUUUUAGGUUUUUAGUCUGUCUCUUGACUCUUUGAGUUCCGUGUGGCAUCUUCUUUUUUUUUUUUUUUCUUUUCUUUCUUUUUAACCUUAAGAAAAUCAAUAGCUUUAUUUUCCCUCAGCACAGAGCACAGUUAUGGUAGGCCACCCUACAUUUCUUCAGUGUAGAGUGGACAGAUGUACACGGAUACCUUACGAAAAGCAUUAGCUUUGUGUUCCCUCAAUCCACAUUUAGAAAGUUAGGCUGAGGAGAGGUUUUGUGAAGUAAACUAGAGUAUGUACAAAAUCCGAGGAGGGCAGGAUGGAAGCCCAGCAGCCCAAGGCCUGCCCAGCAGAGGGGAAGCCAGGCCUUUGAUGGUUGUGGAGGUCAGCUGAGGGGUCGUGGCGACCUUCGGGCUUCUGCUGCUAACUUGUUCUUGACCGCGAUGAACUUGGUGAGGUUUCAUUGGCGUUCACCGCAUCCUUGGCCACGAGCUGCAUGACUUGCAGGGCUUCGCCCUCCGUGCGUCCUGUGUCGUGCUGCUGCUCCAAGUUCCCUUCUCCUUGGCCCAGCGCCUUCUGAGACAGGCGGGGAGCGCCGGCUGCAACCUGAGAAGGCUGAUGAGAGUCCACUCCCUCAGACCCUUGGCUGAAGCGACCUCCUGGCUUCUGAGGCCCGCCUUAGGAAGCAGAGAGGCAAAGGCCGGCCCAACUCGGGUGUCAGCUCUUUCAAAAUCAGUCUCCAUUUCUUGGAUCUGGGAACCGGGGUAAGCAUUGUCUGUGAUGCACACAAAGUCUUCGCUGUUUGGAGAAAACAUCUCCUCAUAUUUGGAAGCCUAGAGCAGAGCUGUGAGUGCAGCUAGCUGCAGCUUCUUCUGGCAGACUGGCUUAGCCUAUAGGAACCUGCCCACAAUGGCAGUGCAGAGGCCGGAGCUCGGAAUGGACUUGGACCAGCCAUAUGUCCAUUUCUAUCUCUUCCAUCUGAGAAGUGUGGGUUCAUAGACUGCAAAACCUCAAGCUGCCUGAGGUACUGGUAGAUGUCCUUCAUGUGGUCACUGCAGGCUGAGCGCUCUCCUGGCCUCGUUAUCUGUAUACUCAGCCUUGCAGAGAACGCUUGGCAGAGGCUCUCUCCUCCACGGAGACAUCUUCAGGGACAGGCAAGGGUCUUUGGAGCCAGCGUCUCCAUCUCCACUGGUUUCACAGAAGCUGCAGGUUUUAGCCGUUUGUUGACAUUGUCACUUAGGUGGGCUGAACUUGUACUUUGGCGUUGUGAGGUUUCUCAGCCACUUGGGUGGCUGUGGUUCUGGCUUCAAUUUUAUUUCCAAUUUCUUCUAAAACUGCCUGCCGGGUAGUCACAUGGCUCCUAGCUUUCAGAUUAAAUCCUGUGUCAGUGUCUUCAAAUCACCGGACACCAUCAGGCGUCGGAACAGCACCGUGAGGGCUGCCCUGGUAAGUGUGGACGAGGCCAGCCACCGGGGUCCGCUGCACCGUUUCUGUGUGGCAUUUUCAUACCCUUUGACCUGUGGUCUCCAGUCUUCCCUCGGCCCUGAAGAUAUCACGCUCCUCACUGACAGGUGACCAGGGCCCUCCCAGCAGCGCGCAUUUGUAAACAGCAGGAGAGGGGUGGUGCACCUGCCCAGAGCUUCCGGAUUGCUUGUAUAAUUCAUUUCUAAUGGCGAGGGCAUGUGAGAGCUGCUGAGACAGGCAUAUUGUCCACUUAAUUAAAUCAAGAUAGCUAAUGAAAUUAACUUUCUCUCCCGCUCUUGCCAUUUAGAAGUGAUUUAAGUGUUUCUCCCCACUUGUUAGUGCAAUAAAUCCCUUCAAGCGUCAGGCCAGAGAGCGCCACUCGCGCUGAUGACUCGCUGUCCGGUUGCUGCUAAGUAGCAUUCACAAUGUGUUCCCAUUGUCUCUUCAGGUACAGAGGUUUUGUGAAAAACUCAUUUAAGUAAGACGCUGACAGGUUAUUCAAUUUAGGCCGUUGAAACUUUGGAAUCCUGCCUUUUCUGGACCCCUUAAUGAGGUCGGAGACUGGUGCAGUUUGGGGUAACGCAGCGAGAAAACAUGCUCCUCAGUGCUAAGAGUUUAAGGAAGCCAGCAAGACCGCAUGCCUGCUGCUGGUGGAGCAUUCUGGGCCAGUGCCUUACUCUUAGGGGAAAGCAGGCGCGGGCAAGGCACAUCGCGACUGUUACUUUGUGAGUGAGUUUGCAUUUGUUUUAAACAUUCCUGUACGCAUUCGUCUAAUUGCUUGGUGUUUGGCGUCUUGGUAUCCAAGAGCCAUGGACCUAGACUUGGAGGUACAUCCUUACCGUGAUGAAGGCACGCUGGCCGGCGCGUGCCUUCUCCACGGCGCCAUUGCUGCCAAACCAUUUCCUAGACAGUGAGAAGUGCCAAAACAGUCUUCCCACGGGCGCUCUCCCCAAGACACUGUGAUAUGUACAGUACAAGUUUUUACUCUUAGCGAUCAAAUCUUUCAGCAAAUCAAGUUUGAUAUUUUUAGCUCUGAUGAAGACUAGCUUAUGACCUUGUCUUCUGGCACUCGGGAGGAAAACGGAUCUGCCCUUGGCCGCUGCCCCCCGCUGUGCGUGCUGAAGCCCGCGCCUUGGAGGUCUCAUUUCUGCUGUGGGCCCCGGGCACGGCUGUACUAGCACUCAGCCGCCGCCCUGGAUAGAGCAAGCACGAGGCUUUGCUUCUGAGUUCACAGAAGCACCUCUCAGUACAGCAGAAGUACUCUUAAUUAACUCCACUCCUGACUCCUCGGAGCCUCGCGUCUCCAGCGCUCCUGGAGCCACCUGCUGCAGUGUGGAAGGUGGCGAGGCCUCCUGCCUGCCUUCCCGGAGCCAUGCCCCAGCGGCAGCCCACCCCGGGUCUGUGGGUGCGCACCUGCUUCCGAUAGUGAGAACAGAGCCUGACCACCAGAGGGCUGGGCGUGUGCUUGGCAGUAGAGUGUUUGCCUGGCAUUGCACAAGGCCCUAGGCUUGAUCCCCCAGCACUGCAGAAGGAAGACAGACAGAUAAAAAAGCACUUUUGCAAAAAAAAAAAAAAAAAAAAAAAAAAAAAAAAAAAAAAAAUCUUUUAGUUUUAAAUAAAAAUGUGAGCAGGAAAGUUAUUAGAUAUUGAGGGAAUUAAACUGAAGGAGAUAGCCGAGCUUCAAGUCCGUCGGGAAUUGCCUUAUGUGCUCAUCCCACCUUUCUAAUGUCUAAGCUGGAGGCUGGGCGUGUGGCUCAGAGGUAGAGAGCUCGCUUAACACGCACGAGGUCCUGGGUUCUACCCAGUGCUGGGGGGAAGUCUCAGCUGACAGGAAGGUUCAAGAGUAUUAUUCCCAAAUCAUGUUGCUGGUAUGAUUUAUGCAAGAAAUAGGGCUGCAGACAAGGACCCCCGUGAAGUAAGAGCCCCUGGCGUCUCAUCAGAAGAUUGGCGAGUGGACGCACUGUUGGCCAGUUUUCCAUAUUGACUGUUAAAUAGACAGUUACUGUUCCCGUGCCUGGCAGAGUUCCGUGAGUAAGGAGGGUCCCGCCGUGUCAACCGUGUUGCUUCCGAUGUGUUAGCCAACUGGCUAACUAAGACGCUUAGUGGACCUCGGGCCAUUCAAGAGGUAUUUCCCAAAAGCUUAGCCCGCCCUUAGCCAAAGUACACUUGAAGCGUUUGGUUUUAAAUCACAGCUUGGAACCAGUAGAAGAGCAGUAAGUUGCUCUCGGAUCCUGUCUGUUGGGCCGCGAGCCUGCGCGCUCCAGUCAUGACUCACGCCUCGUCUGGGGGAGAGAGCUGGGCUGCUGUCAGGUUGGAGCAGCAGCUGACCUUCCUGUGCCCAUUGCCAGUGUGUGGCAUCUGUUGGGAAAAACCUUACAAAGAACAUUUCUAAUUUGUUGUAUAAGGGGAUUAUAUACAAAAUAAAGCUCUUUUCAAUUA